AUGGAUUCAGAUUUUUUGGAAUUGGAAUCUAACAAAAGGAAAAAGCUAUCUAAGCAUUCCUUAUAUCAUAAUUAUGCUGAGAAUCAAAUAGAUUUUUUUAAAAAAAGUAAACAAUUUUCUGAAUCGUUAGAUGAUUCUAGUUUGGAUGAUUCUUUUUCUUAUACAAAAAGAUUACGAUCUACGAGUAUUGAUAAUCGUUCAAAAAUACCUUCAGUUUAUCAACAAACAUCUUUAAAAACACCUAAUUCUAAUCGUGCAGAUACAUCUUCUGCUACAAUUUUAACAAUUUAUUUAAAAGAAAUUGAUCCACUUGCUCAUUUAGAUGAAAUAUUAUCUCUAUUCGAAAAUACUAUUCCACAAAUGACUCAUGAAUCAUUAUUAAAAUUAGAAUCAAUUUUAUUUCAUUUACAGCAUACUAUAUGGAAAAUAUGA
Pneumocystis carinii B80 is the source of this 432-nucleotide messenger RNA. RefSeq lists its product as hypothetical. The coding region runs from base 1 to 432 and encodes 143 amino acids. The record is from RefSeq and is a predicted model, not a curated record. NCBI's taxonomy places the organism in Eukaryota, Fungi, Ascomycota, Pneumocystomycetes, Pneumocystales, Pneumocystaceae. The transcript has 3 exons.